AUGCCACGGGAAAAGACAGUUACACCCACACCGCCGACCCCACAGCAGAAUUUCCGAGAUAAGAGGAAGGGGGACGGGAACCGCGAACCCUUUGACAACAAGAGGUUCCAGGGUACCCCAAACUCUGCUCGGGGCAAAGGAAAGCAAGCUGCUCCAUACCAAAGUGGAGAUUUCCGUCAGAGAGCACCUCCCUGCGCCAAGUGCCAGAAGAACCACAUGGGGGAGUGCAGAGUCGGGACAAACGUGUGCUACAAGUGUGGUGGAGUUGGACACUUCGCCAAAGAGUGCUCGAGCAACAAUAACACUGGAGUUGGGGGAAUACCGAAUGGGCCUCGAGGGAAUCCCACACCACCUCAGCAACCACAACAGCGUCGCCAACCAUAUCCCACUCAAGCUAGGGCCUAUGCCUUGGGACGCAAGCAAGCUAAAGUCCCCACAGGGAGAUCCAAAACAAGAUAA
This is a messenger RNA of Salvia splendens (bonfire salvia), 459 nucleotides long. RefSeq names its product serine/arginine-rich splicing factor RSZ22A-like. Gene Ontology annotation, molecular function: nucleic acid binding; zinc ion binding. Lineage: Eukaryota; Viridiplantae; Streptophyta; Magnoliopsida; Lamiales; Lamiaceae. The transcript has a single exon. The record is from RefSeq and is a predicted model, not a curated record. Bases 1 to 459 code for a protein of 152 amino acids.